This is a messenger RNA of Mizuhopecten yessoensis (Yesso scallop), 2291 nucleotides long. Its product is annotated as calcium-binding protein NCS-1-like. Lineage: Eukaryota; Metazoa; Mollusca; Bivalvia; Pectinida; Pectinidae. Gene Ontology annotation, molecular function: calcium ion binding. The transcript is spliced from 7 exons. The record is from RefSeq and is a predicted model, not a curated record. Bases 112 to 678 code for a protein of 188 amino acids.
AUGGCGGCUGCUGGAAUCGGUGUACGUGUGUGAGGAUGAGCAGAAGGUUACUACAGCAAAUGUUAUCCCCGUACAUGUGACAGUGUUAAUGGCAGACCCUGUCUAGACACAAUGGGCAAGAAACAGAGCAAAUUAGAUGGCACAGAGCUUAGGGAUCUGCUGGACUCUACCUACUUUGACAGACGGGAGAUCCAGCAGUGGUACAGAGACUUCAUGCGGGACUGUCCUAGUGGUAUACUUAGGAAAGAGGAAUUUCAGACAAUUUACCAGCAAUUCUUUCCCAACGGUGACCCCAGUAAAUUUGCUAGUUUUGUCUUCAAUGUAUUUGAUGCCAAUAAGGAUGGCUACAUCUCCUUCAAGGAGUUUAUCUGUGCUUUGUCCAUCACCUCCCGAGGAUCUCUGGAUGAGAAACUUGACUGGGCAUUCAGCCUAUACGACCUUGACAAUGAUGGCUACAUUACCAAGGAGGAGAUGAUCAACAUCGUGGAUGCAAUCUACAGUAUGGUGGGUAACCUUCUAGACCUGCCUAAGGAUGAAGACACACCACAGAAACGUGUGGAGAAGAUCUUCUCUCAGAUGGACACAAAUCAUGAUGGUCGCCUCACGAAGGACGAGUUUAGGGAAGGGUCAAAGUGUGACCCCUGGAUUGUGGAGGCUUUGUCCACUCCUCAUCAUUAGGGUGACCAGUGGUCAACAAGACAUUAUACUACUGCCUAUGUGAUACCUGGGGUGUUCAUCAUUGAUAUUGUGUGAUACAGUAUGACUGUCAUCAGAUAGACAUUUCAGGAUAAAAUUCUUCUGGCAUUGAAUAAUUUAUGAAGGGAGAUCACUCUUCCGUUAAUGAUAUAACCAAACCUUCAGCAGGGAAGACAAUCUGUCUGUUAAUGCUAUAACCAAACCUUCAGCAGGGGAGACAAUCUGUCUGUUAAUGAUAUAACCAAACCUUCAGCAGGGGAGACAAUCUGUCUGUUAAUGAUAUAACCAAACUUUCUUCAUGGGAGACAAUCUGUCUGUUAAUGAUAAAACCAAACCUUCAGCAGGGGAGACACUCUGUCUGUUAAUGAUAUAACCAAACCUUCAUCAGGGGAGACAAUCUGUCUGUUAAUGAUAUAACCAAACCUUCAGCAGGGGAGACAAUCUGUCUGUUAAUGAUAAAACCAAACUUUCCUUAUGGGAGAAAUAUGACUGUUAAUGAUAUAACCAAACCUUCAACAGGGGAGACAAUCUCUCUUUUUACCAGAGGAAAACCAAAGGUUCCUGUCAUUGAGACAAGGAUCAUGUCAAUUGAAAUUGAAACAUUUUUUAUUCAUUGAUGUUUCAAGAUGAAAGAGUCUAUAUAAUAUAGGCUGUUAUUAAGAUGGACAAUUUCAAACAUCUUAGACAUCAGGCAGAAGUUUGAGCACCUCCGACAUCCCAGACAUCAAUAAUGAUGGCUGUCAAGACUGAGAAUUUCAAACGUGUCUGAAAUCAGAUGUAGGAUUUCUAACAACCCAGACAUAUAUAACAUUGGCUGCACAAACCGAGGAUUUCUAACAUGUCUGACAUCAGAUGUAGGAUUUCUUACAUGUUUGACAUCAGAUGUAGGAUUUCUAACGUGUCUGACAUCAGAUGUAGGAUUUCUUGCAUGUUUGACAUCAGAUGUAGGAUUUCUAACGUGUCUGACAUCAGAUGUAGGAUUUCUAACGUGACUGACAUCAGAUGUAGGAUUUCUAAUGUGUCUGACAAUGUGUAUAUCAACGGCUGCACAGACCAAGGAUUUCUAACAUUUUCACCACAGUAUCAUUGACCGACAUAUAUAUUACGUUUUUAUAUUAUUCAUGGAAUAAUUUUGCUGUUUUGUCUGACUGUAAUGUAUUUUAUGACACUGUGAGAAAUAUUUGACUGUGGAUAAGAGGGGUAGAUCUGAUUCAAGGAAGCUUUAUAAAAGCAGUGAAAGGCUGUAUUGUUUGAAUAUUAGAAUAGCUGCAUACACCUUUUUAUCAUAAAAAUAUACAGAAAUAUGAUUGUGCAAACAUUGCUUUUUGCAUAACAACUAUUUUUUUGUACCAGAAUUUGAGUUUGUAGAUGAGAUGAUAUAAAAAGUUUACAUAAGCAGAUCAGUACACAGUGUUUGAGGUAGGUUAUGCCUUGUAUCAUUACUGUAGUGUUUUCCUAUAUAAUUGGAACAUCAGUUUCUGUCAAAGCUAUAAAAUUUCCUUGAAAACUGUUUGUGAUAGUUGUAAAUGGUUUGCAUUAUUAGCUCACCUGCCCGAAGGGCAAGUGAGCUUAUGUUAUGGUGCGGCGUCCGUCGU